Fonsecaea multimorphosa CBS 102226 is the source of this 1191-nucleotide messenger RNA. RefSeq lists its product as uncharacterized. The record is from RefSeq and is a predicted model, not a curated record. Bases 1 to 1191 code for a protein of 396 amino acids. NCBI's taxonomy places the organism in Eukaryota, Fungi, Ascomycota, Eurotiomycetes, Chaetothyriales, Herpotrichiellaceae. The transcript is spliced from 2 exons. Gene Ontology annotation, biological process: peptidyl-glutamate ADP-deribosylation.
AUGGACCAUACCGAGCUCAUCAAAUACUUUAGGAUCCUGGGCCUACCGAACAAUGCAUCAUUAGAGGAGCUCGACGAGAGAUACUUUGAACUCAUAGAAUACUGGACUAUGAAAGGUGAAAAGAAAAGCGAGAAAGAAUCAAAGCUGGGAUUUCAUCUGAUCGACGAAGCUUACAAGGCGCUUCUGGCGAAAUUCAUAAAAGAGGGAGAAGAGAGACAAUACCAGACAGCGCGGGAAUACACUAUGAAGGACAUUUUGCAGGGCCAGGACCAGAUAACAAAGUCUUGCAUCGACAACGGUCCUAGGUGGUUUCCGCCACACAAAGAGAGGUCUCCCUCGCUUGAGUUUGAGGAUAUUUCCGACAGGGUCAAGGUUGGAGGUGCUCAUGAAGAGCAGGAGGAUUGCUUGGGAACCGCACCAGGCUUUGCCAUCUACAACGUCGUAGGCGAGCUCUGCCAUGCGCCGGACAGAGCGGUCAUCGUCCACGCUGUCAAUUGCCAGGGAGUUUGGGGAUAUGGAGUUGCGCUGUAUCUUGAAAGACUGGUAUGGACACAUGGUUCCCGCUUCCUCGCUGCCGCUGACACAGUCAAGUAUCCAGAAGCUUUCAAGAUCUACAAAGCUCACUGCGAGACGGCAAAUCGACCAUACGAUCUCAUUGGAACGUGCUUGCUUAUCCCUCCGCAGCCUUUGGACUACGAACAAGAGAUCAUGAUAAAGUUCAAGGGCACAGACAAAGUCCUUCCUUCAGGGCAAUCAGUGUUCAAACCGCGGCAUUGGAUCGCUUGCCUCUUCACGAGCAUCGGCUACGGCAAACCAAAUAUGAAAACCAACAACCCCGGCAAAGACCCUACGACCAAGAUUAUUCCCAAUACAAGAAUGGCGCUCGAACAUCUCAGAGUCCAGCUGGAGGAUUUUGGUCCCUCGAACCUCAACCCUAGGACCGCAUGGAAGACCGACAAGGACAAGCCGGGAGAAAUCUGUAGCCCGAAGUUCAAUAGCGGCGCAUUUGGAGUGGAUUGGGAAGACACUCGCACGCUGAUCAGUGAGGAGUUUAAGGGCUUCGAGCGGCCUUGGAUUGUCGUGGAGGAGUUGCACAACAGUGAACAUGGAUCUCCACCUGGUGAGGACCGUAACGCCGGGCUUGAGCAGGGAACCAAAAGGGAUCGUCAUGAGCCUCUUAGGGCCCCAUAG